GAAGAGGAGAGCAGAGUGCAGUCACUGCUGUGGUUGGAACUGAACAACAAGUAUGUUGGGCUCAUUCGUUCUGCUGUGGAUAUGCAUUUGCCUCCUCUUCUUCUUCUUGAAGGUUAAUAGACCCCCAAACUUUCCUCCUGGUCCACAACCCAUUCCAAUAUUUGGGAAUCUGCUGCAUCUGAGCUUGGGGAAUCCUAUGAAAGACCUGGAGAAGUUGGCGAAGCGCUAUGGGAAUGUUUUCAGUCUUUAUAUUGGUGGAAGGCCAGCUGUGAUUCUCAAUGGGCUUGAAUCUAUGAAGGAGGCCCUGGUUACCAGGGCUGCAGAUUUUGCAGGAAGACCCCAAGACCUUAUGGUCAACCACGUCACAGAAGGAAAAGGUGUCAUUCUUGUGGACUAUGGCUCCAGCUGGAAAGAGCAUCGUCGCUUCGCCCUAAUGACCCUGAAAAACUUUGGUCUGGGGAAGCAGUCCAUGGAGGAGAGGAUUCUGGGGGAGAUAUCACACAUCAUUGCACCCUUGGCGAAAAGCGUUGGAAAAUCAAUGAACCCACAGGUUCUCUUCCACAAUGCUGCAUCCAAUAUCAUCUGCCUUGUCCUCUUUGGGUCGCGUUAUGACUAUAACGAUGAGUUUCUUAAGACCUUCGUGAAGCUCUACACUGAGAACGCAAAGAUCGCCAAUGGACCCUGGGCUAUGCUUUACGACACAGUGCCCAUGAUCCGAUACCUUCCCUUGCCAUUCCAGAAGGCCUUUCAAAAUGCUAUUUGUUGCAAACAGAUGUCUCUUGGACUCGUCACUCAGCAUAAGGAAACCAGGAUUCCUGGUGCGCCAAGGGACUUCAUUGACUGCUACCUGGAUGAACUAGACAAAAGAGGAGAUGAUGGAUCUUCUUUUUCAGAGGCCCAACUCAUAAUGUACGUCCUGGACUUGCACUUUGCUGGAACAGACACCACCUCCAACACACUGCUCACUGCUUUCCUCUACCUCAUGACCCAUCCAGAGAUUCAGGAGAGGUGUCAGCAGGAAAUUGACACGGUUCUGGAGGGGAAAGAACACGCAUCUUUUGACGACAGACACAGGAUGCCUUACACUCAGGCAGUGACCCACGAGAGUCAGCGCAUCGCUAGUACUGUCCCCCUCAGUGUGUUUCAUAGCACCACCAGAGACACUGAGGUGAUGGGCUACAGUAUCCCGAAGGGCACUUUGAUCAUUCCAAACCUCACCUCUGUGCUGUCUGAAGAGGGUCAGUGGAAGUUCCCCCAUGAGUUCAACCCCUUAAACUUCCUGAACGAGCAGGGCGAGUUUGAGAAGCCUGAGGCCUUCAUGCCGUUCUCUGCAGGGCCGCGAAUGUGUCUUGGAGAAGGACUCGCUCGCAUGGAGCUCUUCUUGAUCAUGGUCACUCUGCUGCGACGCUUCAAGUUUGUCUGGCCUGAGGAUGCAGGGGAACCUGACUACACCCCUGUGUUUGGUGUAACCCUGUCCCCCAAACCCUACAGACUGGGUGUAAGACUGAGAGGGAACUAGUUAGGAGGAAGCUAUUCUAGACAGAGAUCAAAUAGGAUUGGUGUAAUAUAAUAUGUAAUAUUGUAAUUAUUCUACUUAAUUCAACUAUCUAUAUGUAUUUGUGCUUAACACAUUUUUGUUUUUAAUUUGUCACAAUUUGCUUAUGUGAAUAUGUUAUAUAGGACUCAUUACACACACCAUUGAUGGGGGGAUCUCUGAUGUUAGUGUUCACUCUCUACAUAAACAAUAUCGGUGAUGAGAUAAGAAAGCGUCAAAUUCAUUUAUAUGCUGAUGACGCUGUCAUGUACUCUAUCGCUUCAACGGCUGACCAACCAUUAUCACUAUUGGAGACAGAUUUUAAAAUAUUACAAGGGUCUUUUAUACAGCUGAAACUUGUUUUAAAUGCAAAGAAAACACAUUUUAUGAUUUUUAAUAGGUUCAAAAAGUUGUUUGAAAAUACACUUGCACUUACGAGCUUAGAUGGUUCCUGAAUUAAUAGGGUCUCUGCAUAUUAAUACUUAGGGAUAUGGUUGGAUGAUAAACUGUCUUUUAAAAUGCAUAUUGACGAACUUUGUAAACGGCUAAAAAUCAAGCUAGGCUUCCUCUAUAGAAACAGGACAUGUUUGUCCUCUACAAAUAGAAGACAAAUUGUGCAAGCUACUUAUGUCUGUUAUAGAUUAUGGGGAUAUUAUCAAAAUGCAUGCUACAGCAUCAACACUUAAAUCGCUGGAUGCUACUUAUCAUUGCGCACUUAGGUUUAUUACGGGUGUUAGCUACAGAACUCACCACUGUGUUUUAUAUCAAAAUGUGGGUUGGACUUUGCUGUCCAUGAGACGAGAACAACAUGCACAUAGUGUUUGUCUAUAAAGCACUUCUGAAUAAACUACCUUCUUAUCAUCACUCAUCAAUAUUAGAAUUAGAAUUCCUAAAACCAGGUCUCAAGCAUGGAUUACACUUGAGGCCCAUGCGAUUUCCACAGAGUUGGGUAUGGCUGCCUUUUCCUGUUACGCUCCUUGCCUAUGGAAUAGCCUGCAGACUAAACUUAAACUUGAGACUCUUGUCCCCCUUGCCCAUUUUAAACGUUUAUUAGAGGAUUUUAUUUUUGUAUUGCUUGUAACUGUUUCAGGUAAUGCAAGUUCUUGUUCUGUUUGGGGAAUAACAUAUGUGUAAAUGUAAUAAUCUGCUACUGUAUUUUUUUUGUGUUAUCUGUGAUCGUUUUGUUUGUCUUGUGUAAUACAACUUGCCUAGUUAAAAGUACCUAGUUGCCUAGUUAAAAGUACAAAGUACAACUUGCCUAGUUAAAUCAAGGUAAAAUAAAAAUUAUUAAACUUGCUGUUACA
Messenger RNA from Salvelinus namaycush (lake trout), 2838 nucleotides. RefSeq names its product cytochrome P450 2F2-like. NCBI's taxonomy places the organism in Eukaryota, Metazoa, Chordata, Actinopteri, Salmoniformes, Salmonidae. Bases 53 to 1519 code for a protein of 488 amino acids. Gene Ontology annotation, molecular function: oxidoreductase activity, acting on paired donors, with incorporation or reduction of molecular oxygen, reduced flavin or flavoprotein as one donor, and incorporation of one atom of oxygen; iron ion binding; heme binding. The transcript is spliced from 9 exons. Gene Ontology annotation, cellular component: cytoplasm; intracellular membrane-bounded organelle. Gene Ontology annotation, biological process: xenobiotic metabolic process. The record is from RefSeq and is a predicted model, not a curated record.